Molecule: messenger RNA, 5457 nt
Organism: Hemicordylus capensis (graceful crag lizard)
Lineage: Eukaryota; Metazoa; Chordata; Lepidosauria; Squamata; Cordylidae
Gene: FBXO42
Product: F-box protein 42
Exons: 10
Coding region: 22-2475 (817 amino acids)
Molecular function (GO): protein binding
Source: RefSeq, a predicted model, not a curated record
CUUCCCCCUCCCGGCUCGCGCAUGCGCGUGGCUGCAGCCGCUUUCUCCCUCCCUGCUUGCCCCCCACCCGCGUCUGUCUUCCUCCUCCUCCUUCCCCGCCCGGGACGGCGGCGGCAAGAUGGCGGCGGCGACGGUGGCCGGAAGGGCUCAGGCUCCGCGCGAAGGCGGCUUGGGCUCCUCGGGGCGCCCGCCCAGGCGGCAGCAAGGACUGUGAAGAAGAAGAGGAGGAGGGGGAGGAGGAGGAGGAGGGGGCCAGCUGCGAAGUGGAAUGCCAUGGCUCACUCCUCAGACAGCGAAGAUGACAGCUUUAUGGCGGUGGACCCCGAGGAAGCCGCGGCGGAAGGGAGCAUGGAGCAGGACGAGGAGUCCCGCCCCAGGGAGGAGGAGGAGCAGCGGCGGCAGCAGGAGGAGAAGCAGCCCCAGCAUCACCGGUCCAUGCUGGAGCUCCCGGAAGAGGUGCUGGAGUAUAUCUUGUCCUUCCUCUCGCCAUAUCAGGAGCACAAGACGGCCGCCCUCGUCUGCAAGCAGUGGUAUCGGCUGAUCAAAGGUGUCGCCCAUCAGUGUUACCACGGCUUCAUCAAGGCCGUUCAAGAGGGGAACAUCCAGUGGGAGAGCCGCACGUAUCCCUACCCUGGAACCCCCAUCACCCAGCGCUUCUCACACAGUGCGUGUUACUACGGCGUCAAUCAAUCCAUGUACGUGUUUGGGGGCUGCACGCAGAGCAGCUGCAACGCUGCCUUCAACGACCUCUGGAGGCUCGACCUGAACAGCAAAGAAUGGAUUCGGCCGCUGGCCUCAGGCUCUUACCCUUCGCCAAAGGCUGGCGCCACGCUGGUGGUGUACAAGGACUUGCUGGUGCUCUUUGGCGGCUGGACGCGGCCAAGCCCUUACCCCCUGCACCAGCCGGAGAGGUUCUUUGACGAGAUCCACACCUACUCGCCCUCCAAGAACUGGUGGAACUGUGUCGUGACAACCCACGGCCCGCCUCCCAUGGCUGGCCACUCCUCCUGCGUCAUACAGGACAAAAUGAUCGUCUUCGGGGGCUCCCUGGGCUCCCGGCAAAUGAGUAAUGACGUCUGGGUGCUGGAUCUGGAGCAGUGGGCCUGGUCCAAGCCAAACAUCUCUGGCCCCAGCCCUCACCCCCGAGGGGGCCAGUCACAGAUUGUCAUUGACGACGAAACCAUCCUGGUCCUGGGUGGCUGCGGUGGGCCCAAUGCGCUCUUCAAGGACGCCUGGUUGCUGCGCAUGAACUCCAGCCCGUGGACGUGGCAGCCCCUGAAGGUGGAGAACGAGGACCAGGGAGCCCCCGAGCUGUGGUGCCAUCCCGCUUGCAAGGUGGGCCAGUGCGUGGUGGUCUUCAGCCAGGCUCCCAGUGGGCGGGCGCCCCUCAGCCCCAGCUUGAACUCUCGCCCGUCUCCCAUCAGUGCCACGCCCCCAGCCCUGGUUCCCGAGACGCGGGAAUACCGCUCCCAGUCUCCGGUUCGGACCGCAGAUGAGGCGCCCUGCGUGAACGGGCGCUGGGGCACCCUGAGGCCCCGGGCACAGAGGCAGACGCCUUCGGGGUCUCGGGAAGGGAGCCUCUCGCCAGCCCGGGAGGACAGUUCGCCCGUGCUGAACGGCAGCGGGGGCUUGUCUCCAGGCGCCCUGGCCGUGGGCGGAGCUUCCUUGGACAGCCCGGUCCAGGCGGUGUCCCCCAGCAUGCCUUCUGCCGCCGAAGGAUGCGACCUGAAGCUCGGCCUUCCCCUCGCGCCCCGGCGGGGCUCCCUCCCCGACCAGAAAGACCUGAGACUGGCCUCCGUGGAUUUGAACUGGGAGCCGAAACUGCCUGCUCUGGCCUGUCAGCUGGACAGCAGCCUGGACAGCAGCCGGGGCACCGUCGGCGGCGGCGGCGUCCGGAACCCCCCCGAGCAGACCAACGGCAUCCACAGCCCGCCUCAGGUGGCCAGCUCCUUGGCAGGGGCGGUCUCCCCGGGCGCCCUGCGGCGGAGCCUGGAAGCGGUGAAAGCCUUGUCUUCCAAAGGCCCGCCCGCCCUUGCGGUGCUGAGCCCCCCUCUGGGGUCCUCGCCAGGGUCUCCCGGCAGCCAAAGUGCCAGCAGCGCCGCCGCCGCCGAGCCGGCCCCCGCCCCUCGCCCGGGCUCCGCCCAGGGGGACGGGCACUCGCUGCCUCCCAUCGCCCGCCGGCUGGGCCACCACCCGCCCCAGUCACUCAACGUGGGCAAGCCUCUGUACCAGAGCAUGAACUGCAAGCCCAUGCAGAUGUACGUCUUGGACAUUAAGGACAGCAAGGAGCACGGCCGGGUCCAGUGGAAGCUCUUCAGCAGCAGCGCCGUGGUGGGGCCGCCCGAGACCAGCCUGCACACGGUGGUGCAAGGCCGGGGCGAGGUGAUCAUCUUUGGCGGCCUGAUGGACAAGAAGCAGAACGUCAAGUACUACCCCAAAACGAAUGCCUUGUACUUCGUGCGAGCGAAGAGAUAAUGCGGCAGGCCUCCCCCCCCCCACCCCCCAUCCAGCCCCGCCGCUCUCCCCCGCCUCGGCUUCCGGUUACCUGAUCAGACCCCCCGCGCCCCUUAGCGCUCUUGGCAAGCAGGCUGUGAACGGGGGGUCCCGCACCCCGUAAUAAAAGCAGAAAAUGUGAGCACAUGGUGCGAAUGCUUCCCUCUGGCUCCCAGCAUGCUCCUUGCCUGAGGCUCCGAAGCUUCCUUUGCAGAGAGAACGAGUGGCAAAGAGGGGGCGGGCGAGCGGGCCGAGAGGAGGCCGUCGAGCAGUGCCGCGGGAGAGGGGGCCCCUGGGGGCCCGGAUUGCUUUUGCCUCGGACUGAGCCGCAGCAAGGCCUGGUCAGCUGGUGCCUCUGCCUGGCUCCCCCACCUGGGAGGGAAGGCAGGCCCUGGGGCUUGUGUGGAGCCCCAGGAGGCGGAGAAGGACCCUCCCCGACUAUAAGUCCCAGAGGAGUUGCUGUGCGAAUCGGUGCAAACGGAAUAGUCUUGGGACACCUUGGAGACGGGCAGGAGAAACUUCUGCGGGAGAAGUUUCCGUGGGACAGGCCCUGGUUGCGUCUGUCCCACAAGAGCUUCUCCUGCACAUCCCGUGCAGUGUUUCUGGUGCCACAAGGCUCUUGGCCAUUUCUGUGAGAGCCCCCAGGCUUGCCCUGCGCUGGAGGGUAGGGGAGGCCGGGUGGCCGUGGAAUGGCACCCCCUUCCGCCCUUGGCUUUCUUCGCAGCCGGUCGCGAUGGGCAUGCGUUAGCAAGCACAUUUUUGCGCCCCGGUUCAGGAGACCUCAGUGGCUCGGCUGGCAAGCUUUCCCCUUGCCCCGGGCCCUCCACGGCAUCAUCUCCCUUGUGCAUCCAACUUGGAAUUCGGUUUUCAGGUGGCAAAAAAAACCCCUCUCUUCUGCUUGGAGCUUUCCAAACCGAGCCUGGCCCUCCUUUCAUUAUUCCUCCCUAGGCAGCAGCCGGUGUGGCUGUGCCUGGCCACCACCCCGCAAACCCCGCUCUGAGCUUCGGUUUCUCCUCUCCCUGCCCCAGCUGCAGCCACGGGGCAGGUGAAGGGGCUUGGCAGGCUGGUGGAAGUGGGGUGGGUGGGUGGGUGUCCGCAGCACCCCCGGUGGAAGCUGUGGCAGCCCCUUGGAAGGCGGCGAAAUGCUUGUGAGGUCCAAGGGGGGACCUCAAGGGUGGAGGAGCAGGGGCUGGAGGAAACCUAGGAAGUCAGCCAAGGGUGGGGGUGAGAGGUACUGUAGGGGCCCCAUGGAAACGGCAUCCCCCCCGCAAAGGGCCCUUGCUCGUCAAACACACGCGAGUGGCUUAAAGGCAGCGUCUCUCUCUCUCUCUGUCCCUGGUGACAUGGUCCACCCAUCCUGUCCCUGUGACUUCCCUUCCUCCCACUUCUCCCUACAACCAUAAAGCGGCUGCUUCUCUGGGGUUUUUUGGGGUUUUUUAACAACGAGGCGAUCCACACAGAGCUUCAGCCAGUCGCUCUGUACCCCUGGCCUCUGCGUCUUGCUGGAGGCCGUUUCCAUUUCCAAGCGGUCUCCUCCCCUGCCCUCCUGGUUUGCAGAUGAGUGCCGUUUGCGGGCUGUGCAGAAAGAAACCCUGGAGGAAAGCUUUCCUGGGUCUGCUUCUGGUGGCCACCCCCUGCUAUGGAGGGAGGAUCCGUGUGGCCGUGGGCCUCUCCCACCCCCCUCCAACUCACCGGCUCCUGUUCCCUUUAGGAGCUCAGCCUUGAACCCCCACAAACUGGGAAUGGACUGUUGACCAAACGAACCUUGUGUUGCAUUGACCUACUUGCUGCCCAGGGCCUGAAAGGAAUUGGGGGUGGGCAGAAGCGAGGAGGAGAGAGAGGGCUUCGUCCGCGUCCCCCUUUUUUUCUGCAUCCUCGACAAAUCUGUGUGAAUCCCUCCCAUCUGUCAAGCUGGGCUGUGUACUGUCUUAAAGCCUGUGUUGUCUUAACAGAAGUGGGGCAUGUUUUCCCUCAUUCUCACCCCACCCCGCCAAAAAAUAAAGCCCUCAGGAGCACUUAAGGAUCCUAACCAAAAAGACACACACUUGAAUCUUGGAGGCAGUGUUCAGGGGCACCCUUCUGGCUGUUUCUCACGAAACGGGCACUAUUUCCCCCUAACCAAGAAUGGAGACUUGGUUUCCCUGCAUGCUGCUUCUCCUUGCGUGGUGGGAACGCCCUCGAAUACAAUCACAUCGCUGUCUGAUUGGGAAGUAGUCACAGCUGGCCCUGCUGGUGGAUUCCGACAAGAACAUUCCAAAUUCUUCCCUGCACCUGAAAUCCUUGCACAUUUCCCAAAUGUCUGCGUCGCGAGCAGGCUCAGGUGGCUUCAGUUCAGAAGGAAAGGCUGGUUUUGACUCCUGUGCAGGAGUCAAAAACGGGUCUUUGACUCCUGUGCAGCCCCUCUGCCUGCAGGAUGAGUUGGGGGAAAGGGGGAAACAGCACCCGCGAGACACCCACGCCCCUCUGCUCUCUCCCUGUGCGGUUGUAGCAGAUGCACUCUGGUGGUGCACGAAGCACCCCACGCACACGCAGCUCUUUCCCCUCUGCUCCCAAGAGUGACUUUUCUCUUCUCAAGGGCAGAAUUCCCUUCUCUGCUCUCUUUCCCUGCCCACCUUAAGAAGGAUCUUCGUUGUGCCUCACAGCAGGGUACAACCUGGUGCGAUGAGUGAGGGUCUCCCCCCCCACCCCACUUUGGAACACACACACACGCACCCCUGUGACUCAGGAUGGACCACACACACACACACACACACACACACACACACACAGAGGCAAACACACCUCUAAUCAUUUUAGGUUCAUCCAAGUUGUAGGAAUGGAAAGUGAAUGUCCUUGAUAUUUAAAAUGGAAACAUGAGGAUUCUGUGUGAAUUUCGUUUUUCUUUCUUUUGUUAAAUGUUUUCCCCCACGCCCUGACGGAUUUUUAGCAAUUUAACAAAUAAAAAGGAAAAAAGUUUCAAACCGC